AUGCCCGAUCUACAGUUCACGAUGGAAGAGGAAGUAGAGGACAAACUUCCAUUUUUGGAUGUUCUCGUCUGCCGCCAAUCAAAUGGCGAACUAGCAACGUCGGUCUACAGAAAACCGACGAACACGCUGCAACUUCUCAGCUACCACAGCAACCACCCGCCACAACACAAACGAAGCUGUGUCCGCACGCUCUACCGACGGGUGGAAACUCAUUGCGGCACGCCAGACGCCAAACUGGAUGAGAUAAAGCUCCUCCGAGAACUCUUCAGAGCCAAUGGCUAUCCGCGGGCAUUCAUUGAACGAAGCCGGAGGCAGCCAAAGAAACGGAAUGAAGAGCACAGUCAGCCAAACUCGUGGCGGAGCAUUCCGUACAUUGAAGGGGUCUCCGAAGUCGUGGCCCGAUCACCCGCGCCACUCGGAAUAGGUAUUGCCCAUAGGCCUGACUCAACAAUCCGCCGACAAGUGAUGCGGCCGAAAGAUCCGAUCCCUAAGCAGUAG
Molecule: messenger RNA, 498 nt
Organism: Spirometra erinaceieuropaei
Lineage: Eukaryota; Metazoa; Platyhelminthes; Cestoda; Diphyllobothriidea; Diphyllobothriidae
Source: the annotation of a GenBank genome assembly